Messenger RNA from Carlito syrichta (Philippine tarsier), 1570 nucleotides. RefSeq names its product lipase A, lysosomal acid type (gene LIPA). Gene Ontology annotation, cellular component: intracellular membrane-bounded organelle. Lineage: Eukaryota; Metazoa; Chordata; Mammalia; Primates; Tarsiidae. Gene Ontology annotation, molecular function: sterol ester esterase activity. Gene Ontology annotation, biological process: sterol metabolic process. The record is from RefSeq and is a predicted model, not a curated record. Bases 10 to 1239 code for a protein of 409 amino acids. The transcript is spliced from 10 exons.
AACUUAAACAUGUUUAAGUCACAAGUGGAGAGGAAGAAAAUAAAAAUGCAGCUCUUGGGGUUGGUGAUCUGUUUGGCCCUUGGGAUCCUGCAUUCUGAGGGACCCGGAGGGAAGGUGACAGCGGUGGAUCCAGAAGCCAGCAUGAAUGUGAGUGAAAUUAUCUCUUACUGGGGAUUUCCUAGUGAGGAACACCUAGUUGAGACAGAAGAUGGGUAUAUUCUGUGCCUUCACCGAAUCCCUCAUGGAAGGAAGAACCAUUCUGACAAAGGACCCAAGCCCGUUGUCUAUCUGCAGCAUGGUCUACUGGCAGAUUCCAGUAACUGGGUCACAAACCUUGACAACAGCAGCCUGGGCUUCAUUCUUGCUGAUGCUGGUUUUGACGUAUGGAUGGGCAACAGUAGGGGAAAUACCUGGUCUCGGAAACAUAAGACUCUUUCAGUUUCUCAGGAUGAAUUCUGGGCUUUCAGUUAUGACGAGAUGGCAAAAUAUGACCUACCUGCUUCAAUUAACUUCAUUCUGAAUAAAACUGGCCAAGAACAAGUGUAUUAUGUGGGUCAUUCCCAAGGCACCACAAUAGGUUUUAUAGCAUUUUCACAGAUCCCUGAGCUGGCUAAAAGGAUUAAAAUGUUUUUUGCCCUGGCUCCUGUGGCCUCGAUCGAGUUCUGUACCAGUCCUCUAGCCAAAUUAGGACGAUUUCCAGAUCUUCUCAUUAAGGACUUAUUUGGGGACAAAGAAUUUCUCCCCCAGAGUGCAUUUCUGAAGUGGCUGGCUACCCACAUCUGCACGCAUGUGAUUCUGAAGGAGCUUUGUGGAAAUAUGUUUUUCGUUCUGUGUGGAUUUAAUGAGAAAAAUUUAAAUAUGUCUAGAGUCGAUGUGUAUACAACACAUUCUCCUGCUGGAACUUCUGUGCAAAACAUGCUACAUUGGAGCCAGACUUUUAAAUUCCAAAAACUUCAAGCCUUUGACUGGGGAAGCAGUGCCAAGAAUUAUUUCCAUUACAACCAGAGUUACCCUCCCGCAUACAAUGUGAAAGACAUGCUUGUGCCCACUGCAGUCUGGAGUGGUGGUCAGGACUGGCUCGCAGACGUCACCGACAUGAAUAUCUUACUGACUCAGAUUACCAACUUGGUGUACCACAAGAACAUUCCAGAGUGGGAGCAUCUUGACUUUAUCUGGGGCAUCGAUGCCCCAUGGCGACUGUAUAAUGAAAUUAUUGAUCUAAUGAGGAAAUACCAGUGAAAGCCAAACUUGAGAAAUGUACCAUGAAGUCAGUGAUUAAGUCAUAUGAAAAUGUGUUUGCUUAAUUUCUGUAAAAUACAUGUUUUUCUUUCCCAGGUCUUUUGUAUUUUUAUAUCCAAGAAAACUAUGACUUUGAAGAUGCCCAAUUCUCUCUAGUUACAAUGAGAAACACACUAGCUAUUUUAAAAUUAUGACUGAAUAUGAAACUAGUAUCUCAACCAUAGUGUUAUCUCUUUAAGUCUUAAAAAAAUAUCACUAGCAUGUGAAAAGGUCAUUAUAGCCAUUCUGUUUAUCCUUACAAUUUAAAAUAUACUAUCUUGACUUUUUACCC